UGUCCAAUGACCUUCCUCCUAUCCCUGGCCUCUAUCCAAUCAUGAGAAAGGCGGACUCUACGGCAGCAACUGCGGGCUCAGGCUCCAGUUCGUCAAGCCGUCGCCAUGACAAGGACAGACCCAGCGGCCGCAGCCGUGAUCCUGACCUUGUCGACUACGUCCAUGACAGGGACAGGAUUCCCCGCCCUUCUCUGAAGCAUCGGGAGUCGAGCCGCGAGGGCAGGCGUCGCCACGAAUACCGGUAUUACGAGCCGCAGUCGGGCCAUCAACGGGUCAGAAGCGAAGAACGCCGAAGCCCAGGUAAUUCGGGAAGCACGACAAAGGCCAACAGCCCUGACAAAUACGGGGACUCUGAGAGGUCGGCGCCAAGAGAGUACAGGGGCAGGAGGAGGUACACCUCGGAAAGGCCAAGCGAGACUCGCACCCGAAGCGAGUACAGGCGUGACGACCGGCUUGACGACCGGCACGAUGAACGGCGACAUGAACGACGUGACAGCCGACGGCCUAGCGACGACAGCCACGGGAGAAGGCGGUCGGCCGCAGCCAAUUUCGGCAAAGUCGCCCUGGCCGCUGGUGCCAUGGAAGCUGUCAAGCAGAAGGGACGCAAGGAACGCAAGGAACGCGAGACUGACGCCUGGAAGAGGGUCGCUACUGCUGCCAUCGGAGCCGCUGCUAUCGAUGUUGCAGCAGGAAAAGCCAGGGGAAAAGACCCCAGGGACAGAGGCAAGGGAUCUCUCAUUGGUGCAUCCAUUGGAGGCUUGGUCUUGGACAGCCUCGUGAACAAAGUGCGAUAG
Messenger RNA from Diaporthe batatas, 794 nucleotides. RefSeq lists its product as uncharacterized. Bases 42 to 794 code for a protein of 250 amino acids. The record is from RefSeq and is a predicted model, not a curated record. The transcript has a single exon. Lineage: Eukaryota; Fungi; Ascomycota; Sordariomycetes; Diaporthales; Diaporthaceae.